UGCUUCAGCAGGAAGAGAAGCGGCCGGAGAGCUGCCCGCCGAGGCUGUGAGUGGAGCCGCCAGAAAGAGCUACGUGUGAUAUAUGAAACCUGCAGGAGAUGUUGUAAUGACUGUGAAAUUACACUGAGGACAGAUCUUGCUUCUUCCAUUUUUUUUUGUGAUUACUGCUCUUACUAUUGUGAUUGAUUAUUUUCUACAGUAAGUGAGCUGGUUGCUUUGUCUGGUCCUUUUGUUUAAAAAAGCGAGAGAGAAAGAUGUCUAAUCCUGACGCCCAUCAAGAUGCUGGUAUCAAGCCAGGCUUGUUGGAAAAGAGCAACAAUUCUGGUGAUUCUCAGCCCUCGAUCAAUUUGGAAAGAAGGAACAAAAGUGGGAUAAUUAGUGAACCUUUGAACAAAAGUCUUAAGAAGUCUCGGCCACUGUCCCAUUACUCUGCUUUUGGUAGCGGCAGCUCAUUAAGUGAACAUUCAGAGAAAUGUGCCCCCAUGGCCAACAGCAGUGAGGCAAUCGUGGAAAAAAGCAAUUCUACCUCAAAGCACAAAACCAUCUCUGACAUGUUGAGCAAAUCAGAUAUUUCUUUGGAAGGACAGAACAUCUUGCAACAGUUUGCUCAGUCUACAGAGUUGCUCAAAAGAGUUGUCCAGGAGCACAUCCCUCUGCCUAAUGACCAUGGGACGGGCCUCUCAGACAUAGAAGCUGUCUCAACUGCUGAAACAAUGAACAACCCAUCUGAUUUCCCUUACCUGGGGGCUUUCCCCAUCAACCCUGGCCUUUUCAUUAUGACCCCUGCUGGUGUAUUUUUGGCAGAAAGCGCACUCCAUAUGGCUGGCUUAGCAGAGUACCCAAUGCAGAAUGAAUUGGCGUCUGCCAUCAAUUCAGGGAAAAAGAAACGAAAACGAUGCGGCAUGUGUCCCCCUUGCAGAAGACGGAUAAACUGUGAGCAGUGCAGCAGUUGUAGGAACCGUAAAACUGGACAUCAGAUUUGCAAAUUCCGAAAAUGUGAAGAACUUAAAAAGAAGCCUUCUGCUGCACUGGAGCAAUAAGAAUACCUGGUGAUAAGUCUUCAUGAAAGGUUGAGCACUGAUGGUGCAAUAGGAUCCAGAUUUUGCAUGGAAAAUGCAUCAUUAAUCUCUUAACAGAUGAAGACUUUGUAAUCUGUAGACUAUAAGGGUUUGGGAGAACCCCACUUCAUUAUUUUUAUCAGCAUAGAAUGUUCAGUGAUGCAGGAAUUUUAUGUAUGGAGAUAGAAAGGAAUCAAAAUGCAGAGAGGGGAGUAACAAUUACUUAUAUAAUUAAUAAAAUAGUUGAGGGUACAAACUACCAAGAUCUGUAAGCAAUUGCAGGAUGCAAGAGAAGCUGUGAGUCAUCCUCCUGUUUCUACAUAGUUGCCUUGUUCUAAAAAAUGUUUACAUAUACAAGUUUUGUAGAAAAAGUGGUUUUUCAUCUUCCAAUAUUGUAUUAUCUGUAUGUAAAAUAUAUAUUUGUUGUUCUUUCAGUUUAUUCAUAUGACUGAAGAUACCUGGAACUCCAUCUCUUAUCAUUCAUAGACUGUGUUUCUACUUUCCCAAAAUCUAGGACCUUUGAUUUAUUCCAAGAAUCCCUCCUCCCAAAUUUACCAAAAGGUCAGUCCCACAUAAAAUUGCUUCAACAUCUGUACCAUCUGUAUAAUUGCAGAGGUGGAAAGACCUAAGCUGUGAAGAAUCCAAAGACUCAAAAAAAAUCCUUUGAGUCAUCUUUACACCCUGUCACACUUGUCUUGAUGACUUAAGUGCUUCUUCAGAAGACGUCAAGUAAUAUUUACUUACAAUACUUACUUACAGUGAGUAUUGCAGAACAUUCCAUUUGUUUAGAGGACUAGUGCUAUAGAUGACCCUAUUUUGGAGUGGUUCUGUCUGUAGCUAUUCAGUCAAUAAGGCACUCCAGUUCUAUCUUCAGUGUUUAAGAGUACAAGAGGCUCCUGAGCAAAGUUUAUGAUACACAGAUAUUUUACAUACCUACUGUACCUACAUACAUACCACACUUUCAAGUGGUCUUUUAAUAUGAAAGCAACAGCUAUACCAUUUAAUGUGACUGUAGGCUAAAAAUUGUGGCCAUCAUAGAGGCACUCCAGGUUUUUUUUGGGGGGGGAGGGUGUUCUUGUGAGCCUAGAGCAUUCAUUUAGAUUGGAGUACACGUUUGAAGAUUGGGAGGUUUUGGUAUGAAGAUGGAUUACAGCUGAAGUUACAAACUCAUUCCCUGCUGAUCAAAAAAGCUAUGAAGUUCAGAGGUUCUGACACUCAAGACAUUUCAUUAUCCUCAAAGAGGGAUGAAGCUUAUGAUCUAUCUUGGACCUUUAACAAGUAAACAUACCCAUGUAGGCUAUACACUUUUAGGUGGCUCCUUUAAGUUCCCUCAUUCGCUUCUCAAAAGCAGGAAGCUGAUUGGCCUCAAGGGAUACAGCCAACAUGUACUCUCCCUUCUCAAUCGUGCCAGAAUACUGUAUGUAUGUAUCUUCAUGUUUCUUUUGGGAACUGAUAUUAGCACUCAACUUUGUGGGCACUAUGAAGACUCUUGGAAAUAAAGAUAAUGUCAGAGGGUAGUGCUUUACUUCGUAAUGUGCUAGGUUAUUUAUUUUUUUAAUUAGAAGAGUAUAUUGGAAAAUUUAAGAAAUUAAGCUACUUAACCAUUAAAGCCCUGACACAACAGACCUAUCAUUACUGCUUUCUAAAGACAGAGAAUGAGGCCAAAUACAGUUCCCAAGGGAGGGCAUUCCACAGCCUUGGGAGAAAUACAGACAAAGCCAUCUUUGCCAAGCCAUAUAAAUGAGCUUCUAAAAGCAAUGUCUUCAGAAGGUCAUCUGCAGAUCAGAUUCAUAAUGAAAAAAGAUGUCCCUUAGACAGAUCUUAUGUUGUUUAGCUUUCUUACGUUAUGGAUAAUAAUUUAAAUGGAGUUCAGAAAUGCAUUUGGCAAGCAAUACAAAUAUUUGAGUUCAGUACAGUAUUUUGCGCUCUAGCAGCCCAGUUCUCACAUUUUUACUACAUUUUGCCCCAGUGACAACUUCUGGACACUUUUCAUGUCAGUCCUAUGCAACUAUCAAGGCACAGUUAUACUGGCACACUUAGUUAUAAUGGUGUGGAUGCACUUGGUACUAUAAUUGCCACUUAUCAUUACAACUGAAAAACAGAUCUCCAGUAGAUCGAUUUGUUCUUUCUUUGGGAGUCCAAUUCCAAAUUCAGUUUCAUAUUGGUUAAUAGUGUCACUGGAUUAUUUUCUGUAUCUGCAUUCAGUGGUGCUAGUUACUUCCUUAAUUAAUACUGGAGUUUACUACUUAACUGGAUGGCUACAAGUAGUAGAACCAGUGAAUUUCAGCAUUCUGAUGGCAUCCUAUUCUGAAGCUCCCAGUAGUUUUAUAUAGAUGUUGAAGUGCGUAAAAUAUAAGAUGGAAUACCGUGAGUCAACAGUCAAGGUGUGGAACAAUAGUACCCUUAUCGACUGUACUUCAUUACAAAACAGGGUUUCCAAGGUUCAGUCAGGCCAAAUGGUGCUAAGGAAUACCACAACCGGGUAUCAAAAGCCAUCAAGAGGCUAUGAGAACUUACAGAGCUGUACUUCUCCAUCCAGUUUCCAGCAUGUUUUCCAUCCAGAUGAUUUAGCAAUACAAUAUUGCAACAAAACCCCUGGCUGAAAUAGGUCCACAUAAUAUUCUCCAGAAAUGUAAUGGUAUUCCUUUGGCCUUUUGAAGGCUGUAUUGUGCACUUGAGGAUGUUGUGCACUAUAUUGAUCCGCAAAUACUGUGUGCUACUGUGUUCUAUGUGCCUGCCAAGCAAAAAGAGGUUAUUCGAGUCACUAGCCUGUGGAACUCACAAAGGGAUUUAUUACAGAAAGAGGCAAUCAGCCCAAUGGCCCCCAUAUGGUAGUGCCCUUUUCACAUGACAAUUAUGCUGUGGGAAGUGCUUUUUCUACAGCACUGCUAGUGUGCUAUUUAAAAGCCUGCAACCAUGUCACUGGAUUUUUGCCACAGAAACAGCCCGCUGGGUUCUACAGCAAGGUCUUAAUUCACAAUGACUUCAUCAUAAUGAUCCUAGGGAGGAGUGCAGAGAAGAUAGGAGGAAAAUCUCUGCAAUGCAGGGCAUUGCAUACAAAAGGAAUUUGCACGGAGUGGAAGCAAAGGGGAACCCCCCUGGCUAUUCCACUCCUGCCCUUGAUGCUGAUCAUACUUUGGCUAGGAUUUACUGCUUUACUGAAAAUGGUGGCUUUGACUGAGCAAUUAAAAUCACUUUCUAAAGUUAAGUUCAUUAUUCCUUAACUCUGCAAUUUGCUGCUCUUUUGCCAAAAAGGAUUCAGGUAUGUUCUUUAGUUAUGUUGAAUACUUUCUGUCAGGCACAAUUCUUAUCACUACUGACAAGGUUCUCAAAUAAGCUGGCUCUAACAGUCAUUAGAUUGCUUAAUUCAUCUAUUUGCUCCUUUUUCUGGUGUCAGAAGGAUCAGCUGAGCAUUACUUUGGAUUCAUGAAGGAUCAAACUGCCAUUAUAUCCUACCUCCUCAUAGAUACAUUGGUCCCUAGAUUAGAUACAUUGGCCCACUAGACUAGCCACACAAAAGUAUAUAGAAUCUCCACAACCCCAAAAUUUACUUUAGUAUACAUCUCUUAGCUAUCUGAAGUCUUUAUGGGUUUUGCUGCAUCAGACUGAGUUCUGCAACCCUCAAGAAAGUGUGUCAAUCUACAGGUUACUGUAGACCUGAAUUACUAAUUGUGGACUCUUGGAGGAGUGAAAUGAAUAAACCAGGAGACAGUUUAUUCUUUCACAUAUUUGCCUACCAAAUAACAUAAGAAAACUCAGCAUUUCCUUUUUAAAUCCCCAGAUUCUUUUGAGUAGCUUCUAUUAUUACAGUGAAAUCAAGGAAAUACUUAUUCAAUAUAGAAUUUAAUUUCUGCAAAAACUUCAUAAAAACUGAGUUCUUUAUCAAUAUACAGAUUUUUAGAAAUUCCUUGCAAUAUUCAAGGAAUGUGGAGCUGGUCAUUCCAUUUCCAUUCUAUUCUUAGAGCUUAUCUACACUAGCAAUUUAUAGCAUGGCCAGCAAUUGCUGUGGCAAUCAGUCAAUAAUGAAGACAAGCUUUGUGUCACUAUAGCAAUGGCAGGGUGAAACUAUAAAUGGCUAAUGCGGAAAUGCUCUUAAUAAGGAAAUAAUUUUGCCAAAAUACCUGGUUUUGAAAAAAGCUAGUGAUUUCAAAUAAUGGAAGGAUUGCCUAAAUCCCAGUGGACAUAGUCCUUAGAAAAGCUGAGGUUGUUCUCUCCACUCACCACUAAUCCAAACAGCAAAAUGCAUAAUGCCAUACUGUAAUUAUAAUAAUUUAUUAAUACAUUUAUUCAUAGUUUAUUCAUUUGUGAAAUAUAAAGAAACAAGUCAUAAUGUGUAGCAUUCUUUUAGAUUAUACACUUAGGCUGAAUGGCAUGUGUAAAUUCAAACUGAAUAGACAAAAUCCCAGAUCAUUAGGGACGGUAUAUGUCACUGAAUUGGUUUAUGAUUGUGAGUUAAUUUUUUGAUGUUUUUUCUUUACUAUCACUUGAGUUCCACCCCCAAAGCAUAAAACAGCAUUCUAACAUUCCUUGAUUUAAGCUGUUACGAAUUUCCACUGUGAAAACCUAUUCCUUUU
Molecule: messenger RNA, 5632 nt
Organism: Thamnophis sirtalis
Lineage: Eukaryota; Metazoa; Chordata; Lepidosauria; Squamata; Natricidae
Source: RefSeq, a predicted model, not a curated record